CUGUUUUUAAUCGCAUUUUAACGCACAUACUAAGGGCACACGUGCUGCUCUUUGUAUCGCUCCAUAUUUUUACACAGAUUUUUAUACACUGGCAGUAGAAACAUGUGCUCUUCAGCGGUGGUUGUGGACAGAGGAUGUGGUGUUUGGCUGCUCGGCGGGCUCUUGCUGCUGCUUUCGCUCUCCGGUUGCUCCAGCAUGGAUGUGCUUGUGCCCAGUACCAUCAAUGCACUCAAUGGAACCACCGUCAAAAUCCCCUGCACUUUCACUUCCUGUUACAAAAUGGAUGCCACCAAAUUCGCCAUGAACUGGACCUACCAGGAGACGCGCAACGACACAGAGGAGAUGUUCAUGACGUACUACAAGAAGAAGGGGAUGGUGGCACUGCGCUCGGACCGCUUUGGGGACAGGGUGAUGUUUGCGGGGAACCUGGACAAGAACGACCUGUCCAUCACACUCUCAGACGUACAGCUGGAGGACGAAGGCAUCUACAACUGCUAUGUUCGCAACCCCCCUGACCGCAUCCAGGGUCAGGGGGUCAUCCACCUCACUGUGGUCACAGAACUUCCACCUCCCAGAGACUCGACCAUAGCCGUUGCCAUAGGAGCGUCAGUGGGCGGGGCAUUAGCGCUGCUCAUACUGUCAAUGGUGGUGGUGAAAUGUCUGCGCCGACACCGUAAACAGGAGCUGAUAUCAGAAGAGAAGAUGGAGGAGGAGGGCAAGCUAGAAGCAGAGGGGGUGGCAGAGGAGGAGACCAAGCAGCCUUAACAGUACCAAGCUGAGCCAAUGGCCGAUGGAUGACCAAACCUCUCAACCUGAUCCUCUCCCUGAAGCUGUUUAGUAACCACUGCUUGAUCCUCUUAUCAACGACCAUAGAGCCAUUAGCAUGUGUGUCAGUCACCAUUGUGCUUCCAUAACUGUGUGUGUGGGGAAACUCAACUGUGCAACUGUGCAUUUCUAUAGAACAAGUCUAAUGUCUUUUAUAACACAGGCCAGGGACCAUUUGUGCAAAUAUGUACACACAGUUAGCUGAGGUGCUGUACAUCAGACCGAGCCGGACAAGAAGAAUUAGCAAUAUCACAACUCCACAGUUUCUAGUUUUGAUAUGAUGUUCGUAGUCCUAACAGGUCGUGAUAUUGAAAG
Molecule: messenger RNA, 1140 nt
Organism: Periophthalmus magnuspinnatus
Lineage: Eukaryota; Metazoa; Chordata; Actinopteri; Gobiiformes; Gobiidae
Gene: scn2b
Product: sodium channel, voltage-gated, type II, beta
Exons: 6
Coding region: 103-765 (220 amino acids)
Cellular component (GO): membrane
Source: RefSeq, a predicted model, not a curated record